Molecule: messenger RNA, 5900 nt
Organism: Hippocampus comes (tiger tail seahorse)
Lineage: Eukaryota; Metazoa; Chordata; Actinopteri; Syngnathiformes; Syngnathidae
Gene: med1
Product: mediator complex subunit 1
Exons: 16
Coding region: 7-5412 (1801 amino acids)
Biological process (GO): cellular response to thyroid hormone stimulus; regulation of transcription by RNA polymerase II
Cellular component (GO): mediator complex
Molecular function (GO): nuclear vitamin D receptor binding; transcription coregulator activity; nuclear retinoic acid receptor binding
Source: RefSeq, a predicted model, not a curated record
UCAGCGAUGAAUUGCGAAUUGGACACAAUGGCGGCGGUGCCUGCAGUACUGAUGCAGCGCAGUCCUGCCACGGAACUUUCGGUCCCGGUUCCGCCGGCAGCGGCUCAGCCUCACGGGGAGCGGGUGAAAACUGAAGAGGUGACCGAAUCGGAGAAGCAGAGUCGCAUGGUUGCUUUGCUGGAGAGGCUUCAUGCCAAACACAACGCGGCCCGCCCGUGGCAGGAGACCAGCAAGGUGGUGCGUCAAGCCAUGGAGAAACGCGGGAUGAUGAACGCCGCCAGUCACCAGCUGCUGCUCACCUGUUUGGAAACCCUUCAGAGGGCACUCAAAGUUUCAUCUUUGCCUUCCAUGACAGAUCGUCUCGAGUCCAUAGCGAGACAAAACAUGCUGGGCUCCCAUCUGAGCCCGUCUGGAACUGAGUGCUACAUCACUUCGGAUAUGUUUUAUGUGGAGGUGCAACUGGACGGCGCUGGUCAGCUUGUGGACGUCAAAGUUGCUCAUCAGGGCGAAAACCCCACGAGUUGCCCUGAGUUGAUUCAACAUCUAAGGGAGAAGAACUUUGAGGAGUUUUCCAAGCAUCUUAAGGGACUGGUUGACCUGUAUAAACUGCCUGGAGACAAUAAACUGAAAACAAAGAUGUAUAUUGCCUUGCAGUCCCUGGAGUUGGAUCUCACCAAGAUGAUGCACAUGUUUCGGCUGGCAACCAACGCCAACGCCGUCGAGACGAUCCUGCACGGCAACGUGGGCCUGCUGACAGCCAGGAGCGGCGGCCAUCUUGUCACCCUCCAGUGCUACGUGUCGCCGUAUGACAUUUUCGAGGAGGGAAUGGGCGUGCACGUCAACCUGACAGACGGCAACGUCGCACGCUCGCUGGGCGUGAGCGUUUCCGUCACCAUCGAGGGUACGGCCAACACCUACAAGCUCCCCAUUGCGCCGCUCAUCACUGGAUCGCACCCCGUGGACAACAAGGGAACACCUUCUUUUUCCACGGUGACCAACUCCAACUGCGUGGACCUGCCAGCUUGUUUUUUCCUCAAGAUGAAUCGGCCCAUGCCGUUCUCCCAGUCCUUCAUUCACAGACUGGGCAACGCUACAGCUAUCCCUGUGUUUGAAAGCACCCCAAGCUUGUCUGCUCUCUACCAGCUCAUUGUCCAGAGUCAACUUCAGUCCCCGGAGGAGGGGGCGGCCACCCUGCCGCCCUCACACAACAUGCACUUCUACUCGGUGCUGCCAGACCAGCAGCACUGCUACUUCCUGAACGGUGACGCCCCGGUGCAGGACGGUCAUUCCCUGCAAGGUGCCCUGGUGAGCAAGAUCCCCUUUCGCCACCCGGCUCAGGUGCCCCUGCUGCUGGACAUCAUUCGGCACCAGGCAGCCUACAACACCUUGAUUGGUAGCUGUGUGAAGCGGACGUACAUCAAAGAAGACAGCAUCGGCCUGCUGCAGUUUGAGGUCUGCCCCCUGACCGACUCGAGCUUCAGCGUCUCGUUCCAGCAUCCCGUCAAUGAAUCGUUAGUCUGCGUUGUGAUGGACGUGCUGGACUCCAGACAGGUGUCCUGCAAACUAUAUAAAGGACUGUCUGACGCGCUGAUCUGCACCGAUGACUUCAUUACCAAAGUGGUCCAGAGGUGCAUGUCCAUUCCUGUGACAAUGCGGGCCAUCCGGAGGAAAGCAGAGACCAUCCAGGCAGAUACUCCGGCCCUGUCUUUGAUUGCGCAGACGGUGGAGACCAUGGUGAAAAAUAAUCCACCGCCCUCCGGCAGUCCCGCCUACAACAUGGCAGGCGGAGAUGCGACAAAUCCGAUGGGGCUCUUGGGACUCACUGGCGGCAGCACCCCCACUGGAGGAGGACCGCCCGGCGGGCCUAAUUUUACCGGGUCGAUCACUUCACUGUUCGGGAUGUCUCGCAACGAAAAACAAGUAGCUGAGUGCCAAACUCAAGCCGGCCAACAACAGCAGGUCCAACAACAGCAGCAGCAGCAACAGCAGCAGCAGCAGCAGCAGCAGGGUCAAGGCCAUGCGGACGACUACAGCAAAGUGACGCAGAAUCCAAUCCUGACGAGCCUUCUGCAGAUAACGGGAAGCGUCGGUUCAAGUCCCAGCUCGCAGAACGCGCCGCCGCCUCACCAGACUCCGCCGCCGACGUCAUCGCCUGCUAGUAACACCAAGAAUCAUCCCAUGCUUAUGAACUUGUUGAAAGACAACCCUUCGCAAGACUUUGCCGCCCUGUACGGUUCCAGUCCGCUCGAGCGACAGAAUUCAUCCUCCGGAUCACCUCGUACCGAUAGCAUGGGGGCCACUUGCCCCGGAGGAGUUGCUAAAGGCAAGAAAAAGCGGCCACGAAUCCCAGAAAAGGGGGGCUUGUUGCCCGGGACGCCUGGUGCAGGAGGAGUGGCCGUAGGUGGUUUGGGCAUGAAAUCUCAACAGGCGACUUCCAUGUCGCACCAUCAGCACCACGCAGUCUCGCAUGAGGACGAUUUCCACCGCGAGCUUCUCUCAAUGGACGUCGAUGCGUCUCAGAAUUCCAUCUUUGACGUGAAUCUGCCGGGCGACGGCUUGGACACCCCCCACAGCAUCACUCCGGCCCCGAGCCAAUGCGGAACCCCGCCCUCUGGCCCCAGCAUGCCUUAUCCGCCAACUCACAUCCAGGCCCAGCCCCCGGCGGGCGCCGUACCGCCCCGCAUGGUGCGCCUUUCUAGUUCUGACAGCAUCGGACCGGAUAUCACGGAAAUUCUGUCAGAUUUGCCCGAGCAAACCGGAAAAGCCGGCAGUGGAGGCCAGCAUCCGAUGGGUGGGGGUGGUGACGACGCCGGCCCGCUGGGGACCCCUAUUCGGGAUUCCUCCAGCUCAGGACAGGGCAGCGCUGUGUUUGACUCUGCAGACAUUUUCAACACCAACAGCAAUGAGAACCCUUUCACCGACGCUGCCGACUUGAUUGCCGAGGCUGCGGCCACACCCACCAGUGAUUCAUCCUCUACAAACUUCUUCACAGAUGCGACUGACUUCAACCCCGACCUGCUGAACUCGGGCCACGGCAUCUCCCAGAACUGCUUUGAAGACAGUUCACCGAGCGCUGACGGAGACAUGGAUCUGGUCAAGGGUUUUGGCGGGAGCAGUCAGCAGAAUACUCCGUCAGGUACGCCCCAGAAUCCCACACCGCACAGGCAAAACACCCCGGAGCCCUCGCUGAAAGACUCCUUUGAUAUGGGAAUGUUUUUCGGAGGCAACAGCGGCACUGGCAAACCGCUUCUUGGGCAAGCUCCGGAUUUGGGAGACACUCAUUUUGGAGGCUCACAGAGCCCCCUCAUGAUCGGGUUGGGGCCGGCAUGCGUUGAUUUCAAAAGCGCAGAGUCCAAAGUCAAACAACAGAGCCUCAUGCGGCAAAAGGAUGACAAUGGCGGCAGUGGAAAUAGUGGCUCGGGAAUGGGAAGCCUGUCCACCGAGGGCAAACAGGUGAAACGUAGCAGGACUCCCUCCAGUGAGGGCAAAUCCAAAGAGAAGCAGCCCAAACGAAAAAAGCUGGACCCAGAUGGGAAGUCGCCCUCUCACAGUUCAGGCGGACGGCCGUACACACCUCCCAGUGGCGGCUCGGGCUCCGGGGGGAGCUUGAGCGGAGGAGGCUCCAAAUCUCCGGGAAGUUCAGGAUGCUCACAGACACCACCUGGUGGCGCCACGCCUCCCAUUCCCAAGAUUACCAUUCAGAUCCCUAAAGGCACGAUAACCGGUGGGAAAACCUCCUCCCAUAGCGGCUACACGUCCAGCAGCUCAGCCUCGAGCGGGACGGGCGGAACCGGGGGCGCUGGCGGCAGCAAAAGCCAUCAUUCCCAUUCUUCUUCUGGGAAGAUCAAAUCCAAGGAAGGCUCCAUGGCGCAAGGCAACAGCUCGAAGUCAGCAAGCGGUACGGGGAUCAGCACUGGACCCUCCCACUCUAAGGCUUCUUCUCAGGGGGUGGGUGUUGCCAAACCGGGGUCGUCUCCAAUCACAAAACAUGGACUCUCUGGUGCUGGAAGCAGUGGAAGUGGACUUGGCACUGGUAACAAGAUAAAAACUCAAGGCGGUAAGCCUCCCGGAUCGCUUAUGAAUCCCAGCAUCAAGCCCAACAUCUCACCUUCUCACUCUCGCUCCAGCACCUCUGGUGAAAAGCUGUCUUCGCCCAUGAAAAUACAGCAGUCCCAGGUACCGGGAACUCCGCCUUCCUCAAAGGCCAAAUCCCCGAUGGGCUCAGGAGGUGGCAGCUCCGGAGGGUCCAAGUCUUCCUCCGGGGGAGGUCUGAGCUCCCAGAAGCCGAUGAGCGGGACCCCCUCGACUUCCACAUCCUCGUCCUCCAGCUCCUCUACUUCUUCCGCUUCCAUGGGAUUUUCUGGGGGCUCUCAGUAUAGUGGAGGGAGCGGUGGAAGUGGCGGCGGUGGGAGUAGUGGAGGUGGGGGUGGCGGCAGUGGGGGAGCCGGCCAGAACAAUGCCAACAACCCAAACGCCAAAGGAAAGUCCCCCAGUCGAAACAAGAAACCGUCCCUCACGGCGGUUAUUGACAAAUUGAAAAGCGUGGGCGGCGUGGGUGAGGACGGUUCUGAAGUUGGACCGCCCGGGGGCCCGCAGGGUCCCGGGGCCCCGGCCGGCAACGUUCCUGUCAAUGCCCCGCCUUCAAGCAUGGUUACCACCAAGCACGCCGCAUCCUCCCAAAGCGGGGACUACAAGCGUGAGAGGUCUGAUAAAGAAGGAAAGGCAAAAGUGUCCGUUUCAGCGGGGGCGAGUGGGGAUAAAAAGCUGAUGGACCCCAAAUCAGGAGGGGUGAGCGGGUCCGGUUUAGCCAAGAUCAUCAUCAGCAAGCCUGAUGGAGGCUCACCCAGCAUCAAGGCUAAAGUCACCCUGCAGAAAGGCGGCGAAGGCCCCGGCGACUCCAUGAGGCCGCAGAUCAGCAGCCUGAAGGCCUCACCCCUGUUCAGCGGCUCCACACCCAAGCACGACCGCUCAUCCCCGAGCCACAGCCGCUCGCCUGGCCACACGCCACUCAACCACGACAGCGAGAGCGAGUCGGGCAGCAGCUCCGUGGCCGAGAAAUCCCACCAGAACAGCCCGAGCUCUGACGACGACCAGACGCCGCGACAGCUUCCUGCCCAACAGGACUAUAUGAGCGCUGUCCCGCUGGGCUCCGGCGAGAAGCACAAGAAGCAUAAAAAGGAGAAGAAGAAGCGGGAGCGCGAGAGGGAACGGGAGAAAGAGAAGAAGAAGUCCAUGUCAGGCGGACCGUCGUCGCACCCGAUGAAGGCGGACAGCUGGUCCCGUUCGCCCAUCUCGGCCUCGGAGUCCUCCUUGUCCAUGCUUGCCUCUGAGCGGCCUUCGCGGUCCAGUCCCAUGUACAUGAGGAACGAAGAUGACGACCUCAUGGACUCGGCGCUCACUGGCAACCUUUAAUGUCACUGUUUGUAAAUAUUUAAUUUUUAUUAUUCACGAAAAGAAAUACACAAAGGUCACUAUUUUGGGAUAAACAGUACAAGACGCAAUGUGUAAUUUCAUUUAGGAGGUUUCCAUAUUAUGUACUUUUAUUAUUCACUCUUUUAACCCCAUAGAACUUUAUUUAUUCAUAUUCGGACCCUGAGUUGAUCCCUUCAUCUUUUAGUCUGAUGUUAAGUAGAAGAAAAACACCAGUCACUAUUUUGGGAAGUUUGUACAUAUUUCCGCAGACCAGGAUAGCUGCAGCUGUUUUGGUUAGCAAUCUAGUUUGAACAGACUCUCUGGUUGACUCUUUAAUGAGGAAUGGUGUCAUUUUCUGAGAAAUUGACAUUUGUCUCACUAUACCUUUUUGUGUUCAAGCUGACUGUAGAUUUUAAUAAGACAGGAUGGGGAUGCGGUCCUGAUUUCUACAUGUUCAAUAAAUAUUUGAACUUGUGAAAAUGUCUUAA